GAUCGAGUACUUCGUCAGCAGCGUAUUAUUCCACACGUGUUGACAUGUUAUUUAUAAAUAACAUAUAAAAUUUGUUUAGAAAUUAGUUUAGAAAUUAAACCGGUGUACUUAUGAAUUAAUAUUUUGGAUAAAGUGAAGGGACCUUGUCAAAUAUCAACCACUGACGGAGAAAUAGGGUUCCAAUUCUUAGACAGAACCACAAGAAUUCCACCAAUUAGAUAUGGCGUCAAAUGCACAGAAUUUAACUAAACGUCGGCGAGUCGCCACUGCUCGAACUUCUGGGAUUACAGUCGCUCUUUUGGCGACUCUAAAAAAGGAGAAGGAGAAAGGAAUGCAAAAGGCGGAGAUUGAAGAAAACCAGAUUCGGAUGCGAGCCCGCAGAGAAAGAAGGAAAGUUCUUGAAAAGCAUGGGCUCGAAUAUUAUUCUGAUGAGGAGGAAAUGAAAAAGAGGUAUCAUCAAGAUACUGACCUGGGCGAAUAUAUGGAUUUCGAGUUGGAGGAUGACGAUUGCUUUGUUGAGAAACAAGUUCCAUUAUCACCUGUUGUCGACAAGAUCAAGAUCAAGACUGAGAUCAAGACUGAGGCUGAGGUCAAAUUUGAGGAGGACGAGCUUGAAAUGGAUGACUUAUUUAUUGAAAAGCGAGAACCUUCUGAAGAAAUCACAGGGAAAUCAGAAUCUUCUCCAGAAGUGGACCGACAAGAGGAAGUUCAGUCUACAUCAAAUCAAGCAAUUGGUACAAAUGACCAAACGAAGAAAACAAUUACGAGAUGCACCCUUUAUCGCACGUUGGAUCCCCGAAAUUAUAAUGCAAAUGCGAUUCUGAAGUGUCCUCUUUGCUUGGAACGAGGCGAAAUGCGGUUAUAUGGCACCGAAGACGCCCUGCUGGAACACAUGGUCCUGAGACAUCAGAAUGACAUCGACUAAAUGGACGUAAUUGCAAAAUUUAUUUACCCAAUUUUGAAGAAAAUGUCAAAACAAUGACUUUCGUUAGAAGUUGAUAAACUAUAAUUAAUUAUACAAAUAUUGUUCUCUGUUGUUAAAUCUUUUUAGAUUAGUUAGACUAUUUAGAAUUUCGUGGUAUUAAUCAAUUCAAAUGGUUUUAUCCUUGAAUAAAAAUGUAUGGAAUGAAUUUAUCACAUACGAUUCUGGUCAAACUUACAA
Molecule: messenger RNA, 1162 nt
Organism: Folsomia candida
Lineage: Eukaryota; Metazoa; Arthropoda; Collembola; Entomobryomorpha; Isotomidae
Exons: 3
Coding region: 221-925 (234 amino acids)
Source: RefSeq, a predicted model, not a curated record